UUUUUAUGAUCUUGUGUUUUUAGGUGAGGAAUUCGACCAAGAGGUAUGACGUUCAUUAACUCUUCUUUUUCUUUUUUAAUAGGUAAUUAAUUAUUUUACACAUGGAUUCUUUGGAGAAAAAGAACAGUAAGGGAAAAAGGGUGAAUUUAGAGUUAGAAUGUCCACCAUUAUCCAAGAAGAACAAGUCACACAAGGAUGGAUUCUCUGUACAGACCAAAAGACCUUGUGUAAAAGACUUGGUUGAUGCUUGGAAUAGUCUGAGUAAUCUUGACAAAGUGAGGUUUGACAAGAAAUUUGGUAGAAUUGCUGAUGUGUUGCAAGUAGAGCCGGACUGGGAAAUCAUUAGGGCAAGCCUAAGAUUUUAUGUUCCACAUCUUCGUUGCUUUGUUUUUCCUGAGUUUGAGUUGGUAUCUACCAUUGAAGAAUAUUUUCAGUUAUUGUUCAGUCGCCCAGAAAUGAGUUCAGAAGUUUAUGUCCCAGACCCUGUUAACUUUCAAUUAAAUAAGUUGCAAUUUCAAUCCAUACUACAAAGGAUUUUGAGCUUUCCUUUAGAGUUCACAGAAGGUUGCAUUAUGAAGAAGAAUGAAGUUUGGGGAGUUAAUUGGAACAUGAUGUAUUCCAAAUUAAAGUUUGAUCUAAGUUCACUUUCUGAGGAGGACCAGUUAAAUUUUGUUGCCUUGGGGAUAUAUGGAAUGGUUAUUUUGCCCACUAAUAUGGACAGUAUUAGUUCAUCAGUUGUAGCCAUGUUCGGGCAGUUGAUCAAGGAUCCAAAUCUUAAUGUAAAUGUCUCCACAAUUAGGGAGUUUGGAAUUUUGCAAAAAAGGAAUCAAUUGGAAAAGAAAAUGGCUGACCAAUGGCAUCAACAAUUCUUGAACUUGAGAUCCGAAGACAUAGUCUGGUGUGUGACAUGGUUGAAGUCUACUGAUUACUUUUAUCCUCCACGUGGCCAUAACUGGAUCCCGUUAUUGGGCGUUCGAGGAGCUAUUAGCUAUAGUUCAACAUUAUUGAUGAGGCAAUUUCGUGAUAGGCAAAGUAAACCAUUGCUAGCUAGUAUCACUUCAUAUGGGUUUGAUUAUUCUCUUGAUACUCAAGUAAUUAAUCAAAUUGGCUUUGCCAAGGAAGUAUGGUCACAAUGUGAAGUUCGUUUCUCAAGGAACAAGAUUUCAAUCACUUCUGAGUUUGAAGAAUGGAGGAAAGUUUGGCUUCAAGACAUAGUUAUCCCUUAUGACAUUCCUAUCAUUAAAGAAGCUAUCAUUGUGGAUUUGAAGAAAAGAAUAGCGGAGUUAGAAGGUUUGUCGUGUGCUCAAAGGGUCAAGCAUGAAAAUGAGAUUAGAGAGAAAAAUAUGGACAUUUAUUUUCUGGAAGGUGAGAAGCAAAAAUUGAUUAAGGAAAAGAAUUCUAUAACUUUUGAAAAAGAGGAGGCAGAGAAAGAAAUUGGCAAGCAGGCUCAAACUCUUAAAAAGUUAAGAAGAAUCAUCCAGAAGGAAGAAAGGCAGAAUGAUCAUUUAAUGAGUGAUAAAAACAAGUUGGAGGAUGAGCUCAAUCAAGCCAAGGAUCAGAGUGCCAGUUUAAAGACUCUAAUAAACCAGCAGCAGGGUGAGAUUGAUCGACUUAAGGGUUUUGAAAAUGAAGUGGAGAAUUUGCUUGACAAUAAAUUACAAUUGUUGCAAAAACUUGAGGAAGCUCAAAAUAAUGAAGAACUGAUAAAGGAAAAAUUGGCGUUAAUGCAAACACGACAAUUUUAUCAAAGUGAGAAGAUAGGAGGAUUGGAAGCAGAGGUAAGAAGCUUAGAGGGACAAUUGGGUGAGGCAUUAGCUACAAUUGAUCAAUUAAAGAGAGAAGGAGGAAAGGUGCUCUAUUUGGUCAAUGGAAUCUACUCCGAGGCAAUGAAGGUUGAGCGUACUAUUCCACCAAAUCAACAUGAUGCGGCUUCAAAUUUUGUGGAAGGGCUUUCCAGGAGGAUAAGGGAUUAUUGUGAACAUGAACUUGAAACAAUAGAAGCUCUUGCAAGGAAAAUGGCUGACGAAGCUAAUUUAGAGAAGGCAGCUUUGGAUAAUCAAGUUGAAAAUAUGGAAAAUACUUUGAAGGAAUUGAUGGCUUCCUUUCAAUCUCUUCAAGCAACCUUAGUCACAAGGGCACCUUUGACAACAAAUCCUUUAUUUGAAGGAAAUGUUCCGGUGGCAAAUCUCCCUAUGGCCACAUCUGCUUUAACUCUUGGGAAAGAGCCUAUGUCAUCUGGCCCUCCUAAUCCAAUUAUUGGUGGAACUUCUGGGACAAAACCAUUUGUUCUAAAUGCUGGUGUUGCUAUAGUUCAGUCUAAUGGUCAAGAAGAGAUUCAAGUUGUCAAGAAGAUGGCUCCUUAUGCCAAUGAUGAGAAGCUAAUGAUACAUUACUUUCAGGACAGUCUGACAGGUCCUGCAGAUGCUUGGUUCUCUACUAUAGACAAAAGUAAGGUCAAAAGUUGGCAUGAUUUGACUUACAAUUUUAUGAAGCAGUACGAAUACAAUACAUCACUAGCUCCUAGUAGAGAGGAUCUUCAAAAGACAGAAAAGAAACCAAGUGAGAGCUUUAAGGAAUUUGCACAGAGAUGGCGUGGAUUGGCUGCUCGAGUUCAACCUCCACUAACUGACCAUGAAUUGAGUAGUUUAUUCAUCAAGUCAACCAAAGGGCCUUAUCGUGAGAAGUUAAUAACUUGUGUGAAUUACACUUUUGCUCAGUUGGUUGUUGUGGGAGAACAAGUGGAGGAUGGAAUCAAGUCUGGAAUUAUCAUGGAUUAUCAAGCAAUGAAGAGUCUCCUUGAACAAUACCAAAAUGGUAGUUCAGGGGCUUCUAGUUCAAGGAAAUUCAACAAUCGGUUCCAAGCUCCAACUUAUCAAUCAACGACUUUUACAAGCCAACCAAGGACUGUUUACGCCUCUGGGGUUAAUCGUCCACAACAAGUGAGACGACAUUUUGACAAGCUUCCUCUAUCAUAUACUGAGGUGUUUCGACAAUUAGUAGAAGCAGGAAUUGUUACUCCAGUACCUAUGGUGUCGGUAAAACCACCAUUUCCAGCAUGGUACAACCCACAAGCAAGAUGUGAAUACCAUAGUGGAGGUGUUGGACAUGAUCUUGAAAAUUGUCUUGCUUUAAAGCACCGUGUCCAAGAUUUGAUAGAUGCAAAGGAGUUACAGAUUGCAUCAGAACAAAAGGUUGUUGGUUCGAAUAUCACUAAAAACCCCCUACCAACACAUGAUAGUUCAACAAUCAAUAUGAUUGAGAAAGAUUUUAAGGAAGGUCAAGAGGUGGCUGCAGUUACUUUCACCAAUCAAGUUUCAUCAACUCCUAGAUAGCCUUUAAUAUUGAAGGGACCGAUGCUUACAGUUCCACUCAAACAAGGUUGAUCUUAGAACUGUUACUGAUGAGGGCUUGAAUAAGUGAACAAUGGAGUUUUUUUUUCCUAUUGCUAUCAUUUUGGAAUGAAAUGUGUCUAUCAUG
Rubroshorea leprosula is the source of this 3477-nucleotide messenger RNA. The record is from the annotation of a GenBank genome assembly. Lineage: Eukaryota; Viridiplantae; Streptophyta; Magnoliopsida; Malvales; Dipterocarpaceae.